Saccostrea cuccullata (small rock oyster) is the source of this 2042-nucleotide messenger RNA. RefSeq names its product protein PML-like. Gene Ontology annotation, biological process: protein monoubiquitination. The record is from RefSeq and is a predicted model, not a curated record. Gene Ontology annotation, molecular function: zinc ion binding; ubiquitin protein ligase activity. The coding region runs from base 114 to 1850 and encodes 578 amino acids. Lineage: Eukaryota; Metazoa; Mollusca; Bivalvia; Ostreida; Ostreidae. The transcript has 2 exons.
CAGGAAGUAAAUUACAGAUCUCGUCUAAGUCUCGACUAAAAUCUCCCUCCUUCAUUGUACAUUCCAAAGUUUGCUGAACAGAAAUAUACAUUUAGAGGCCCAUUGUGUCAAAAAUGGCUCUUUCCAAACCAAAAAUUCCAGGCACGGCCCAACACUUUCUGGAGUGUGGUUUUGAAGAUUGUGAGAGAAAUUGUGAAUUCUACUGCAAUUCCUGCCAUCAACAGAUGUGUAAAUCAUGCAGAGACCAACAUCUAAAGAUUCCAGAAAACAAAAACCAUGAAGUGGUCCUUUAUCAGCAACGCAAAAGGCAACUUCCUGUGGAGAAAUGCAAGAUCCACCCCACUAAAGAUAUAGAUAUUUUCUGUGAAGAAUGCAAUGUUCCUUUAUGUUCAAAGUGUUCAACAAUGCAAGAUCAUCGGGGGCAUCAAUUUAUUGAUUUAGAAGUUAUAUACACAGAGAAAUUUGAAAUUUGCCAUACGGAACUCUCUAAAAUCCAUAAUUACUUUGUUCCUACAUCACAGGAUUUACAGAGAGAAGUUCGGGAAGAUGCCACAGAAGUUAAACAGAUCAUGGACAGCAUACGGACAUCCAUGAAGGCUGAAGCCGAGUCUCUCAAAAACAUGGUGGACACAGUGCUCUCAGAAAAUAUGGAAGAAUUAAACCAAAUAGAGAAGUCAUUACUGGAGAAAUUACAGAGCCAAGAGAAGACAUUUGAUGAUUAUAUUGCCUAUCUCAGUGACCUUGUUAAAGAGUUCCAGAGUUACCUGUCCUCUACUGAGCUCUCCAACUUCACAACUAAACUUCCUGAGAACUUGAAAAUAAAAUCCAUACCAGAAACCACAAAACCUGUCACACCAGAAUUUUCUCCUGCUCAAUACAGCAAAAAUGAUGUUGAUAAAUUACUGGGGAAGAUAACUGUAACAAAUAAAAAAGAAAAACUAAGAAGAGUAGAGCCCAUGGAAAUUGCUUCUUUCUCUACAUCAAUGAAAUCUACAAGUCAACAGACAAAACAAGAUAAACAUGUGAAAUCUGACAAGAAACAAACAUUGUCUCUAUCUGCCUCUGUCACCAAGGUCAGGGAGUUCAAUGUACCAGGUGUUGAUAAUGUAUACCAUGUAUCACUAGAUCAAUCAGACAGACUCUGGAUCAGUGACAAUGAUGGUAAUCUUGUCCAAAUAGAUCUACAGGGGAAUGUGAUACAGAAGAUAAAAACCAGUGGUGGAUCUGGUUACCACACAGUCACACAGGACGGGGAUCUGAUCUUUACAGACCAAUACAAGAAAGUCAUCAAUAGGAUAACACAGGAUAAUAAUAUCACUGAAUUCAUUAAAACUGGAGACUGGACACCACUCAGCAUACACUCCUCCCACAUCAACGGGGACUUACUGGUGGGGAUGUGGAAGAUUGGAGAAGUGGGUAAAGUCACCAGGUACAACAAGACAGGAAAAGAACUACAGAACAUACAGAGGGAUAACAAAGGACAGAAACUGUAUAGUGAACCACACUACAUAACAGAAAACAUCAAUGGAGAUAUCUGUACAUCAGACUGGAGUAAAAAGGCAGUAGUGGUGGUGAAUAAAUCAGGACAACACAGGUUCUCCUACAAAGGUCAGGAGUCAGAGUUCAAUCCCUAUGGAAUCUGUACUGAUGUCCUCGGUCACAUCCUGGUGUGUGAUGGUGUCAGUGACACUGUUCACCUCCUUGAUCAGGACGGUCAGUUCUUGUCUCUAUUACUCACACAACAACAAGGGGUAGAGUAUCCCCGUAGUGUGUGUGUGGAUGAUGAGAACAAUCUCUAUGUGGGACAACGAGACACCAAUACACUGACAGUGUACAAGUAUAUAAAGUGAUUAUAAUUCCAUCAGUUGUACAUAAUUCUAAAACUUAAAUUUGUGAUUUCCAGCACAGAAAUGUAUAUUCUGAAUAGUGUUCCGUCUAUUGAACAUUAUUAUACUGAACAAAUUGUACAUACUGUAAAUUAAUUUCAAUGGAAAACAUUGCAUAAACACUUCUUUGGAUUUGGAAUUAAAAGAUAUCUUGUC